UCAGAAGUCUUAUGAACAUCUCCCCAGCCUGGAGGGCACACCUCCUUAUUUAAGAGCAAAAUCAGCCUCCUUAAUACAGUAAGAGAAGUGUGUGCUAGAACCACCUGCAGGAACAAAAUAUAUUUUUCAAGGAAUUAAAUUGUUGCCCAAAGUGCAUAUUUGGCAAAGGCAAAGAGAUUUCUGUGAACACACAAGCAGUCUAACCUCAAAGCAUGUUCCACUGCGGCAAGUCUGGACCCACCCAGCCCCCACACGAGACAGCAGCAGCGAGGACUGUGGUCUGCAAGCCUUCUCGCUGUAUGACCCCUUAAAUACCCAACCCCUAGUUCAAGCUUCUCCACACCAGCUGCUGGGGCACCUCAAAUUCUUCAUCUGUACAAUGCAGGAGUUUGAAUAACUAACUGGUUUCCUUUGUGGACUGAUUACAUCAGAAAUAUCAGAUACAUGAGUCAGAAUCUCUGCUGAGGACCCUAAAAAGGUGCAAUGUAUAGAACACUCAAGUCUGAAAACAGCAAAUUUGGGAGGCGCUGACAGAUGAACUGUGAAGUCUCCGAGUGUUAAGAAUACAGGAGUCCAUGUUUUACAUACCUCAGUAAUCAAGAGCCAUUUGUCAUCCCAGAUUUCACUGGGGCUUACUUCCCUCUUAACUAUUUUAAAUCAUUUCCACCCCAUUCCAAACUAUAUGGAAAAUUCCAAUGACCUACGCAGGUGUUGGGCGAAUUCCCUGCAGCACAUUUACUCAUUUCCAUCUUUGACAAGAACUUCUUGUUUAGCUAAACCCUUGUUCUUUGCGCUGAAUCUUGUGGCUCUUUCUCCACUUCCGUUAUGCUCUCAGUUAUGGGGGUUUGCUGAUUUCUCCACAGAAAAUACCUCAUCAGCUGACUGAGGAGGGGUCGCCUGGAAGUGGGCUGGGAAGUAGACCGAGGAGAGGCUGCGCCCCGUGGCCAGGUUCUCACGUGACCAGGCAAACGUGAUCACAGAAUGGGGAACGGGAUUCAGCGUUUGAAUUGGGGAAGCAUGGGAGGAAGGAAGAUGGCAAGAGAUGAAGAGAAUCCUUAUGGUUUCGACGACUACGGGCCCGCCCCGCAGGAACCCAGGCUGAGGCUCAUCCUGGCCGGGAAGACCGGAGCGGGCAAGAGCGCCACGGGCAACAGCAUCCUGGGCCAGCGGCGGUUCCCCUCCAGGCUCGCGUCCAGGUCCGUGACCAGGACCUGCGCGGUGGCCAGCCGGCGGUGGAACGGCUGGCACGUGGACGUCGUGGACACCCCGGACCUUUUCAGCUCCGAGGUGGACCAGACAGACCCGGCGUGCGCCGAGCGCGGCCGCUGCUACCUGCUGUCGGCGCCCGGGCCGCACGCCCUGCUGCUGGUCACCCAGCUGGGCCGCUUCACCGCCCAGGACCAGCAGGCCGUGCGCGCGCUGCGGGAGCUGUUCGGCGACCAGGUGCUGGCGCGCACCGUGCUGGUCUUCACGCGCAGGGAGGACCUGGCGGGCGGCUCGCUGCAGGACUUCCUGCGCGACACGGACAACCGCGCGCUGCGCGAGCUGGUGGCCGCGUGCGACGGCCGCGUGUGCGCCGUGGACAACCGCCCGGCGGGCGAGGAGCGCGAGGCGCAGGCGUGCGAGCUGCUGGCGCUGGUGGAGCGCCUGGCGCGCGCGCACGGGGGCGCCCCCUACACGAACGACGUGUACGGCCUGGCGCGCGCUCUGGGCGCCGCGGGCCCCGAGGAGCGGCUGGGCCGCCUGGUGGCCCGGCUCGCGGCGCGCGCGCGGGGCCGGCGGGGGCGCGGGCUGCGGGCGGCGCUGCGCGGGUGGCGGCGCGCGCUGGGGGGCGGUUGGAGGCUGGCGGCGGCCGCGCUGCUGGGGGGCGCCGUGCUGCUCUGGCUGCUGUUCCCCAGGCCGCCGCCCCAGGCCCCCGCGGGGAGUGUGGGUCUUCAGAAUGCUGGGAACCUGGCAAGAAAAAUGGAGCAUUUGGCGCUGAAAGGGGACUAAAACUUAUUCCAAAGGGAUCCUGUGGUUUCAGACAGUUUUAAUGACAGAAAGCAUCGGACACUAUCAAUUUUGCCAAAGCUUAACCUGUCCUCUUUAGUUUUUAAGUUUCAUCUUUUUAAGAUGUACUUUU
This is a messenger RNA of Manis javanica (Malayan pangolin), 2122 nucleotides long. RefSeq names its product GTPase, IMAP family member 1 (gene GIMAP1). Gene Ontology annotation, cellular component: endoplasmic reticulum. Gene Ontology annotation, molecular function: GTP binding. Lineage: Eukaryota; Metazoa; Chordata; Mammalia; Pholidota; Manidae. The record is from RefSeq and is a predicted model, not a curated record.